This is a messenger RNA of Colletotrichum karsti, 1281 nucleotides long. RefSeq names its product malonyl -acyl carrier protein. The record is from RefSeq and is a predicted model, not a curated record. NCBI's taxonomy places the organism in Eukaryota, Fungi, Ascomycota, Sordariomycetes, Glomerellales, Glomerellaceae. Gene Ontology annotation, cellular component: mitochondrion. Gene Ontology annotation, biological process: fatty acid biosynthetic process. Gene Ontology annotation, molecular function: [acyl-carrier-protein] S-malonyltransferase activity. The coding region runs from base 1 to 1281 and encodes 426 amino acids. The transcript is spliced from 2 exons.
AUGACAGCUUCCGGAGCUCACUUCAUCCGCCGCGGCGGCGAACGCAUAUGGGCCGAUGGGCUGCUCGGCUUCCUCGGCCGAAGACCAGCCGCGACGACGAACAACGAUAUCGCAUCCAGGAUCAGGAGUAGUCGGCGACAUGCCUCGACGCAAGGGAAGCGGCCGCGGACGGCUCUCUUCUUUCCAGGCCAAGGAGUACAGAAGGUCGGCAUGAUGACGCCCUGGCUCGAAGCCUUCCCCGCCACCGCGAAACCGAUUCUCGAGGAGAUUGACCACUACAUGGGCUACAAGCUCUCCGACAUCAUCGCACACGGGCCGGGGAAACUGCUCACCCGGACACCAAACGCCCAGCCGGCCAUUAUGGCGACGUCGAUCCUCAUCCUGCGCAUCCUCGAGCGCGAGUUCGGCUUCGACGUGCCGCAGCGUGUAGACGUCACCCUGGGCCACUCCCUGGGCGAGUUCGCAGCGCUGGUGGCGGGCGGGUACAUCGAGUUCGAAGACAGUCUAUAUCUCGUGCGCAAGCGUGCCGAGGCCAUGUCAGAAGCGACGAGGCGCGCCAUGGAUGAGUAUGGCGGGGAGUACGGCAUGGUCGCCAUUGUCACAGAGCCUGAAUACCUCGGUCCCCUGAUCAAUGCGAUUCACGACUUCGUGGGCCACUCGAGCGCAGGGUCCAAAGGGGACAGCUCCGAGGACGUGCCGCCCAUUGAGCAGGUGCUCAUCGCGAACAUCAACAGCAAGAACCAGAUCGUGCUGAGCGGGAGCAUCGAGAAGAUCAAGACGCUCGCGACCCAUGUGCGGCAGUUCCUGGGCCACGACCCGCGGGCGGUGCGGUUAAAUAGCGACAGCCCUUUCCACAGCCCAAUUAUGAAGCCCGCGGUGUCGGUGGUUAAGAGUAUGCUGUCGAAGAAGAGUAGGGUGAAGGGGCGCGAGGGGGAGGAUAUUAUCACGUUCCCGGGGAGGUUGCCAUGUAUAAGCAACGUCAGCGCGAGACCGUUUGAAAGUAAAGAGGAUGUGAAGGAUCUGCUAGCGAGGCAGUGUCUGGAGACGGUGAGGUGGUGGGACAGCAUCAAGUACCUCGACCAGGAGGAGAAGGUGAGGCGGUGGAUUGGUAUUGGGCCUGGCAAGGUUGGACGCAACCUCGUGGGAAAAGAGGUCGGUAUGAGGGGGAAGGACUCAGUCAAGGGCGGUGGUGUCUGGGCUAUCACUGACCCGAGCGAGAUCGAGGAGGUUUUAAGGGGCUUAGAGGACACGGAGAAGGUGUCUGAGGAGGAGAUUGACUGA